This is a messenger RNA of Hipposideros armiger (great roundleaf bat), 4662 nucleotides long. It is a transcript of the gene SPATA2L, whose product is annotated as spermatogenesis associated 2 like. The transcript is spliced from 3 exons. Bases 2534 to 3769 code for a protein of 411 amino acids. Gene Ontology annotation, cellular component: cytoplasm. NCBI's taxonomy places the organism in Eukaryota, Metazoa, Chordata, Mammalia, Chiroptera, Hipposideridae. The record is from RefSeq and is a predicted model, not a curated record.
CCCGCUGCCCUCUCCAGGGGAAGGCCCCCGCUGCCCUCAGUCCACUGGCAUUCUGCUUGUGCUCUUGUGAAUAUGGAGUUCCAAGUCCCCCAAACCUGGACCUGUAUCCCAGCCAGCCAAGGAGCCUUGGGUGGGGUGGGGGGAAACGUCCCUGCCUUGGCAUUGAUGGGUUUUUAAAGCCCCCUUCGUAGAGCAGGUGGAGGAUGAAGGUGUGCUUCAAGCUAAGCCUGGUCAUGGGGCCACCUGUUGGCUUUGUGCCAGGGGCCACCCCUAUGGGGCUGAGCUUUCUAAGGGCUGUCUCCUUGGCACCCAGCUCAGUGCGCUGCUGUCAGACAGGCUUGUCCUCAGGCUGCUUCUUGCUGUGUGAUCUUGGGCUGAGCCUGUGGCUCCUGCAUGAAACAGGGAUGAAUAAUUGAUUCUUCAUGUUGGAAAUACUGCAAAUCAAGAAAAAGGCAGGAGUCCCAACUAGAAAAAUAAUAAAGGCUUUGAACAGGCUAUCAACAAAGGAUGGAAUUAAAAAAGCAAAUCAGCAUAAGAAGUAAAAAAAAACCCAAGAAAUGCAAAUGAAAGAUAGAACUUCAUACACAGUGGACUGCGGUCCUGGGCCAAGCUAAGUACUGACUGACCCUGUAACCCAGCAACUCUGCUCCUGGUCGUAGCCUAAGGUCAUAGGAGGACAUGUACACAGAUGGAGCUGAGAGUGGGCAGAGGCAGCAAAUGCGGCUGUUCUGCUGUCCUCAGCUGAGUACAAAUGCACUGGCUUGAGCACGCAACAGUUAUUCACUUUGUGAAUCUUCCAUUUGUGCAGGGCCCAGUGGGGACAGCUUGUCUGUCCCCCCCACACACACACACACAUACACACAUCAGCUAGCUCAGCUUCCAGAGUGUGGUGACACGAUGUCCAGGGGUUGGAAUCCUCUGGACUUUUGUCCACGUGUUUGCAGUGGGUGCUUGUCAGUUAGGACCUCUGGGCUAGCAGGUGGAUUACGUGAGACCUGUCUCAGCUUCCUGUGGCAUCUGUCACAAAGGGCCACCAACUGGGAGGCUUGAAACAACAGAAAUGUCCUCAGAGUUCUGCAGGCAGGAAGCCAGAAAUCAAGGUGCUGAUAGUGUCGUGCUCCCGCGAAACGCUAGAACAUAAUCUUGUGCCUUUUCCAGCUUAUGGGACCCCUUCUAUCCUUGGCUCGUAGCUGCAUCACUGCAGUCUUGGUCAUCAUACGCCUUCUCCCCUGUGUGUCUGUGUCUGAGCUUUCCUCUUAUAAGGACACCAGUCACACUGGACUUGGGGCCACCCUAUCCAGUAUGACUUCAUGCUCACUUGAUCACAUCUACAAAGACUUUAUUUCCAAAUAAGCUAACAUUCCCAGGUUUCAGGUGGACAUGAAUUCUGGGGACAUUUGCUCAGCCCAGUGCAAGGCCUCUCCAUGUGGCUUCUAACUUCCUGACAGUAUGGUGGCUAGUUUCCAAGACUGAGCAUCUCAAGAUAACAAGGAACUUUGACUUAACCUGGGAAGCUACUCGAUGUCACUUCCAUUCUAUGGGUGGAGACAGGUGCAAAGACCCACCCAGGUUCAAGGUCACACUGAGGAAAAGCCAUGACCCUGGGGCACAGACAGCAACGGAAUGGAUGCCACACUAUUGAGUGCAGGACAGGUACAGAGCAGAGCACCAUCCACACAGACUUGAAAAUAACACACACAAUUCUGCACACGCAACAGGAACGUGUACGGAGGGUGCACGUAGACGCACAAUCCUGCAGUCGGCAGGAAGGUACCUCAUCCCACCUCAAAGACCCACCCCUGUGAUGCUCUCAGGGACGGGCGACUGAGAGCUACACGAGUCCAGGAAGCGAAGCCCAAGGGAACAGACCUCGAGGUCGCCUCGCCAACACUGAGGCGUUUAGUUUAAUCCACGACCAAACGCAAUCCUUGCGCCCACCUUGACGCUGGCCCCUCCCUACCAGAAGGUGGCUCCGCCCCACCCUUAAUCGGACAAUCCCCAUAGGACACCUGAAGGGCCCCGCCCCGCCAGAGGGUAGCCCCGCCCCACCAGGAGGUGACCCCGCCCCGCGUCCCGGCUUCUAGCCGGGCGGAACCACCAGGAGCUUCGGCUCCUGCUUCCCCGGUGGCCUGGCGCUCCCGAGACGGCGGGGCGCGGCCGCUCCGAGCCUCGGUGGCCGCCUCGGUGGGAGGGGCUGCUGGGACACAGCCAUUCACCGAGCGCCCACUGUGUGUCCGCGGUAUUAGCCGUGAACAGCACCGGCGCCGCGGGGACAGGUGCAUCGCGCGGGUGCGCGGCAGGACAGGACCGCUGAGAUGCUCCCUGGCCGUCACCGGGCCCCACCCCUCGGGAACUUGCGCGGCCACGCCUUCGGGCAGGCUCGCGUUCGCCGAGGGGCCGGUGUCCGGUGCAAGCCCCGCCCCUUGCGUCACGGCCAAGGCCGAUGGGCGGAGCCGGCUCACGGCGGAAGCGUCCUGCUGAGGAAGAGGCCGGAGUAGAGUUGGGCGCUUAGGGACCGCUGGGGACAGACAGGAUGGGCAGCAGCUCUCUGUCCGAGGACUACCGCCUGUGCCUGGAGCGCGAGUUGCGGCGCGGCCGCGCGGGCGUGUGCGGGGACCCGUCGCUGCGCGCCGUGCUCUGGCAGAUCCUGGUGGAAGACUUCGACCUGCACGGGGCGCUGCAGGACGACGCGCUGGCGCUGCUCACUGACGGCCUGUGGGGCCGCGCCGACCUGGCCCCCGCGCUGCGCGGCCUGGCCCGAGCCUUCGAGCUGCUGGAGCUGGCCGCCGUGCACCUGUACCUGUUGCCCUGGAGGAAGGAGUUCACCACCAUCAAGACCUUCUCUGGGGGCUACGUGCACGUGCUGAAGGGUGCCCUGUCGGAGGACCUCCUCAUCCAGAGCUUCCAGAAGAUGGGCUACGUGCCCAGGGAUAGCCACCGCCUCAUGGUGACCGCCCCACCCCCUGCCUGCCAGCUGCUGCAGGUGGCCCUGGGCUGCUUUGCCCUGCGGCUGGAGUGUGACAUUCUGGGUGAGGUGCUGGCCCAGCUGGGCACCAGUGUGCUUCCGGCUGAGGAGCUGCUGCAGGCCAGGCGAGGCAGCGUGGACGUGGCCUCCUGUGUGGCCUGGCUGCAGCAGCGGCUGGCCCUCCCGCCCCAGAGCCCACCGGCUCUGUUCCGGGCCCAGCUGGACCUGUACCGGGGCCUGCAGGAGGACGAGGGCCCGGAAGAGCCCAGCCUGUAUGGAGAGCCCUGUCCAGCCCCCAGCUCGCCUCCCUUGGAGCUGGCUUGCCGGCCUCUUCCGUGGGAGCAGAGUGCCAAACUGUGGGGUGUGGGGGCCGAGGCCUGGGAGCCCCUGGCAGAGGCUGCAGUGUCGCAGGCCAGCAGUCCGCCCUAUGAGGCUUUGGAAGAGGAGCUGGAGCCUGAGGCCUUCUCCUCCCUCUCGCUGCACCGAGAGCUGCUGAGUCGGCCUGGGGACCUGGCUGCUCCCAAGACCCCUGGGAGCCCUGGGCGGGCCAGCCCCCAGCACAUGCACGGGCCCCGCCCUGAGCCCCCUGGAUACCAGGCACAUAGCUGUCUGGCCCCUGGGGCCCUGCCUGCCCUCAGCUGUGACACGUGUCGCCAGCUGCACGCUGCCCACUGUGCCGCCUUGCGUACCUGCCGUCUGGGCCACAUGCUGCGUGCACUGCUUGGAGACACCCAACGGCGCCUGUGGCUGCGGCGGGCACAGGUGGACACCCUGCUCUAUGACAGCCCUGGGGCCCGGCCCUAGGCCCAGCCAGGCUCCCCGGCCAAGGGCUUUCCCCUCCGUUUCCGUGGUGCUUCUCUGGGCUUGUCCCUCCUCGGGCCCUGCCCUCAGCGCCCAGGCCCAGGCCCGAACGUGCUGGGUGGAGGAGUCUAGCCUGUGUGUCCAUGUCAGGCACCUAACCUGUCCCCAUGAAGGUCCCUCAGCCUCCUUGUACCCCUUCCCCACCCCUUAUAGGGCCCAGUGAUCAGCCUGUAGCUGCUGACCUGCUCCCUGCAGGCUAUGAUUGGGGACACGCUGUCUCCCUCCAAGUGUCCAGGGGGACCUGGAGGUGACACUGAGCCCCUGGGCUCUGUCAGGUGCAUGGCUGCAUGGCUGACCUGUCACAGGCUAGCCCUGAAAAGAAGACUGGCUGGAGACGGCCCCACAGGCCCAGGUCCCAGCUGUGCAGGGGAAGCCCGGCCCAGGGAUAGAGGGAUGACCUGACGGCAAACCCGAGUGAGGAGGCGCCUAAGUUCUGGAGAACGGUGGCAGACUCAGUGUCACUGCACUCUGGGCCCCCACCACCCGGAAACCCCCUGCCCUGCCCGAGGUGCAGGCUUUGCAGGGCGGGGUCACUUCUUACAGGCUGCCCACCAGAGCCCACCCCAGGUCCAAUGAUAAAAACUGGCCGAACUCCCAAAUAGCCACCAAGGCCAAGGCAGGCAGGUGCAGCCCCCUCCUCGCUGGGGCGUUGGGUCCCAGGGACCACUAGCUCAGAAUGGAUGGGGGAUGUGCCUGCCUGGGCCUUUGGGGCAGGUGCCAUAUCCUGUGCUGCUCUCCUCCCCAGGCACCGUCCCAGUCUGUCCACCCCACCUCCAUCCUUCCCAGCACACGUAUCACAGGACAGAACCUCAAGUACAUUAAAGGACACGGAACUU